This is a messenger RNA of Talpa occidentalis (Iberian mole), 7750 nucleotides long. RefSeq names its product astrotactin 1 (gene ASTN1). Lineage: Eukaryota; Metazoa; Chordata; Mammalia; Eulipotyphla; Talpidae. The coding region runs from base 172 to 4056 and encodes 1294 amino acids. The record is from RefSeq and is a predicted model, not a curated record. The transcript is spliced from 23 exons. Gene Ontology annotation, biological process: neuron cell-cell adhesion; neuron migration. Gene Ontology annotation, molecular function: protein binding.
UCCAGCCGCCAGCGCUUAAGCCCAGCACCCAGCAAGCAGCAUCUCGUUCCGGGGACCAGGGCUGCGCAUCCCCUCCCCAACCUCCCCCGCCUCCCGCGCUCGCUCGCUCCCUCCCCGCUCGCUUCCUCCCCCACCUUCGCAGCGCUGGGAGGAAGGCGGCCGGGGCUCAAGAUGGCUUUAGCCGGGCUCUGCGCCCUGCUCGCCUGCUGCUGGGGGCCGGCGGCGGUGCUGGCCACAGCCGCUGGCGACGUGGACCCAUCCAAGGAGCUGGAGUGCAAGCUCAAAAGCAUCACGGUGUCGGCGCUGCCCUUCCUGCGCGAGAACGACCUGAGCAUCAUGCACAGCCCCUCGGCCUCCGAGCCCAAGCUCCUCUUCUCUGUGCGCAACGACUUCCCGGGAGAAAUGGUUGUGGUGGAUGACCUGGAGAACACCGAGCUGCCCUACUUCGUGCUGGAGAUCUCAGGGAACACGGAGGACAUCCCUCUGGUACGCUGGAGGCAGCAGUGGUUGGAGAACGGCACUCUGCUUUUUCACAUUCAUCAUCAAGAUGGUGCCCCGAGCCUCCCUGGACAAGAUCCAACUGAAGAGCCCCAACAUGAGUCAGCAGAAGAAGAGCUGAGGAUUCUCCACAUCUCAGUCAUGGGAGGCAUGAUCGCCCUGCUGCUGUCCAUCCUGUGCCUGGUGAUGAUCCUGUACACUCGCCGGCGCUGGUGCAAGCGCCGCCGUGUCCCCCAACCCCAGAAGAGUGCCAGUGCUGAGGCUGCCAAUGAGAUUCACUACAUCCCGUCAGUGCUGAUCGGUGGGCAUGGCAGGGAGAGUCUGCGCAACGCCCGCGUUCAGGGCCACAACUCCAGUGGCACCCUGAGCAUCCGGGAGACACCCAUCCUGGAUGGCUAUGAGUAUGACAUCACUGACCUGCGCCACCACCUGCAGAGGGAGUGCAUGAACGGAGGGGAAGACUUUGCCAGCCAGGUCACACGCACCCUGGAGUCCCUGCAAGGCUGCAAUGAGAAGACAGGAAUGGACCUCACUCCAGGAAGUGACAAUGCCAAGCUGUCUCUGAUGAACAAGUACAAAGAUAACAUCAUCGCCACCAGCCCCGUGGACUCCAACCACCAGCAGGCCACUCUGCUCUCCCACACCUCCAGCAGCCAGAGAAAGCGGAUAAACAACAAAGCAAGAGCUGGAUCUGCCUUCCUGAACCCUGAAGGUGAUUCUGGCACUGAGGCUGAGAAUGACCCCCAACUGACCUUUUACACUGACCCCUCCCGGAGCCGGAGGCGCAGUAGAGUGGGAUCUCCCCGGAGCCCUGUGAACAAGACCACCUUGACGCUGAUCAGCAUCACCAGCUGUGUGAUUGGCCUCGUGUGCUCCUCCCACGUCAGCUGCCCCCUCAUUGUCAAAAUCACCCUGCACGUCCCCGAGCACCUGAUUGCUGAUGGGAGCCGCUUCAUCUUGCUGGAGGGGAGCCAACUGGAUGCCAGCGACUGGUUGAACCCUGCCCAAGUGGUGCUUUUCUCUCAGCAGAACUCCAGUGGGCCCUGGGCCAUGGACCUCUGUGCCAGGCGCCUCCUGGACCCCUGUGAACAUCAAUGCGACCCUGAAACUGGGGAAUGCCUCUGCUAUGAAGGUUACAUGAAGGAUCCAGUGCACAAGCACCUUUGCAUUCGGAACGAAUGGGGAACAAACCAGGGGCCUUGGCCUUACACGAUAUUUCAGCGAGGCUUUGACCUGGUUUUGGGAGAGCAGCCUUCUGAUAAAAUAUUCAGGUUUACCUACACCCUCGGGGAGGGCAUGUGGUUGCCCCUCAGCAAGAGCUUUGUCAUCCCACCAGCUGAACUGGCCAUCAAUCCAUCAGCAAAGUGUAAGACGGACAUGACGGUGAUGGAGGACGCUGUGGAGGUCAGAGAGGAACUGAUGACCUCGUCCUCCUUCGACAGCCUGGAGGUUCUCUUGGAUUCCUUCGGGCCAGUUCGCGACUGCAGCAAGGAUAAUGGAGGCUGCAGUAAGAAUUUCCGCUGCAUCUCAGACCGCAAGCUGGACUCCACAGGUUGUGUGUGCCCCUCCGGACUCAGCCCCAUGAAGGACAGCUCUGGCUGCUAUGACCGCCACAUCGGGGUGGACUGCUCGGACGGUUUCAACGGCGGCUGCGAACAGCUGUGUCUCCAGCAGAUGGCGCCCUUCCCAGAAGACCCCGCCUUGUACAACAUCCUCAUGUUCUGCGGGUGCAUUGAGGAUUACAAGCUUGGUGUGGAUGGACGUUCUUGUCAACUCAUUGCGGAGACAUGCCCUGAAGGAAGUGACUGUGGGGAGAUCAGGGAGCUUCCCAUGAACCAGACCCUCUUUGGGGAGAUGUUCUUUGGUUACAACAACCAUUCCAAGGAGGUGGCUCCGGGACAAGUACUGAAAGGAACAUUCAGGCAAAACAACUUUGCUCGAGGGUUAGAUCAGCAACUACCAGAUGGUCUUGUGGUGGCCACAGUCCCCCUGGAAAAUCAGUGCCUGGAGGAAAUCUCAGAGCCCACCCCUGAUCCCGACUUCCUAACUGGGAUGGUGAACUUCAGCGAGGUGUCGGGGUACCCGGUGCUGCAGCACUGGAAGGUCCGGUCUGUGAUGUACCACAUCAAACUCAACCAAGUGGCGAUCUCUCAGGCCCUCAACAAUGCUCUCCACUCCCUUGAUGGGGCUACAUCUCGUGGGGAUUAUGUGGCUUUGUUGGACCAGUUUGGCAAUCAUUACAUCCAGGAAGCCAUAUAUGGCUUUGAGGAGUCCUGCUCCAUCUGGUACCCAAACAAGCAGGUCCAGCGGCGACUCUGGCUGGAAUAUGAAGACAUCAGCAAAGGCAACUCCCCAUCCGAUGAGUCAGAGGAGCGGGAAAGAGACCCCAAGGUGCUGACGUUCCCGGAAUACAUCGCCAGCCUGUCAGAGUCUGGCACCAAGCGCAUGGCAGCUGGAGUUCGCAUGGAGUGCCAGAGCAAGGGACGAUGCCCCUCCUCCUGCCCCCUGUGUCAUGUCACAUCCAGCCCUGACACCCCUGCUGAGCCAGUUCUGCUGGAGGUGACCAGAGCAUCCCCCAUCUAUGAAUUAGUGACCAACAACCAGACUCAGAGGCUCUUGCAGGAGGCCACCAUGAGUUCUCUCUGGUGCUCGGGGACGGGAGACGUCAUCGAGGACUGGUGUCGUUGUGACUCCACUGCUUUUGGAGCUGAUGGACUCCCCACCUGUGCGCCUCUCCCACAACCCGUGCUGAGACUCUCCACCGUUCACGAGCCCAGCAGCACUCUUGUGGUACUGGAGUGGGAACACUCAGAGCCACCAAUUGGGGUGCAGAUUGUUGAUUACCUCAUCCGGCAAGAAAAGGUCACAGACAGGAUGGACCACUCCAAAGUGGAGACAGAAACGGUGCUGAGCUUUGUGGAUGACAUCAUCUCUGGAGCCAAGUCCCCUUGUGCCAUGCCCUCUCAGGUGCCAGACAAGCAGCUCACCACCAUCUCGCUCAUCAUACGAUGCCUGGAACCAGACACCAUCUACAUGUUCACCUUGUGGGGCGUGGACAACACCGGACGUCGCUCCAGGCCAAGUGACGUGAUCGUGAAGACCCCUUGCCCCGUAGUGGAUGAUAUCAAAGCCCAAGAAAUAGCAGACAAAAUCUACAAUCUCUUCAAUGGCUAUACCAGUGGGAAGGAACAACAGACAGCCUACAAUACCCUUCUGGAUCUGGGUUCUCCCACCCUACAUCGAGUCCUCUAUCACUACAACCAGCACUAUGAGAGUUUUGGAGAAUUCACCUGGCGAUGUGAGGAUGAAUUAGGCCCCAGGAAAGCUGGUCUCAUCCUCUCUCAGCUUGGGGACCUCAGCAAUUGGUGCAAUGGACUCCUUCAGGAACCCAAGAUCAGCUUGCGACGCAGCUCCCUCAAGUACCUGGGCUGCCGCUACAGCGAGAUCAAGCCCUAUGGACUCGACUGGUCAGAGCUCAGCCGGGACCUAAGGAAGACAUGUGAGGAGCAGACCCUGAAUGUUCCCUACAACGAUUACGGGGACAGCAAAGACAUCUAGUGCCACAAUGCCUGAGAGCAGCUGCUGAAAGGAAGCAGGAGAGAUGAGGGGGACAUCUGGAUUUUUGUGUGAAUUUUUAAUAUUUUUAAUGGAACAUUAAAACCUCGGCAGGCAACAUCUAAGGGAGAAGGUGAUCCCUGCUCCCCGCUGAACUCCUUCAGUGUGAUGUUCUCCAUCUGCAUGACCGGUAAACUCCCCCAUCCAGCAGCUUCACACAGUGCCAUUUCUCUUUGGGGGCUUAAUUUGGAGUUUGUUUUGCAGUUGAUUUAUUUAAUUCAUUUUCCUCAAGAGCUUCAUCAGAACUCUCGAGUGUUCUGUCAUGCUUUUCACGAAAGAUCCACCAGGUUGAACCACCUUGGGCUCACUGGGUUUUGAGUCCAUUACAUCUGGGGACAAAGAUGAGACCAGAGAGUUGUUAGACCAACCUCAGAUCCCUGCCCCAGGCAAAACUCAAGAAGCAACUCACUCUGGGAUCCUAGAUCCUUUUCACAGAGAAAUACAAGAAAACUGAGCAUGGGCCCCUGUGUAGGUCUCAUGGAUUCCCUCAAACCCCGCCCGCCUUUCUAUUGCUAUCUUCACACCUCGCAGGUUUCCCUACCUUGAGGGUGGGAGGGGCUCCUACAUUUUAAGGUCUUCCCCUGUUUUAAGACAGGACUGGAAUCAAAUGUCCCUCCAGCAGAUCUCUGUCCUCUCCUCAGUGUCAUCUUUUAAGAGACAAACUAUCGAAAGCACCUAAGAGAUACCUGCCUGGGAGAUUAGUUGGCUGUCCACAUUCUAGAAAAGAAGAGGCGUUUGUUGUUUUAUAAAACACUGGUGCCUCCAAGGUAAACUUCUCCAGACCACCAGUGUAGAUCUCGUGCCUGGAUGCUUUGUAGGUCCCCUGCCUCAUACCUGGACAGCUAAGGCAUUGUUGAUGUCUGCUCUGCUCCAGGUGAGAUCAGUACUCCCUGUCAUUGUUUUAGUGAACUAAAGUCAUUAUUGAUCACAAGUUUCCCUCCCCCACCCUCCUUGCUAAAUUUGCUUAAUUAUGUUGCUGCUUUUGCAAUCAUCUCUCCAGAUAAUCAUCAGCAGAAGGAAGCCGCCAUUUUCACCUCCAUCUAAUUGCUGAGAGUAGCAGAGGAUCUGUGUAGGCAAAAUCCACUGACCAGAGUAAGGGCCAGUCAUGGUUUCUGCCCCCCUGCCUGAAGGUGGGGACCAGGCUGCUGGGAAGCCCAGGCUUUCAGAAGGGGACACCCAGGUUUGGGGACCAGCAAUGGCCUUAGCCUUCCCUACAUACCUCAGAGCCUGAACACAUAUUUUCAGCCACCCUGGCUUUGACCUAGGCUCCUCAUUUGGAAACAUAAGAGAAAGGUCAGGAAGGAGAUGCAGGAUCUGUGAGGUCAGUCACUGUGCUCUACUGAGUUUCCUUUCUAAAUAUUAACAGCAACACAUUGAUUGAGUGUUUACUAUGUGCCAGGCAUGCCCUAGCAUUUGCCAUAUAUUGCUGAACUCUCACCCCACCCAGGAGAGUGCUGUUCUCUAGUCCACUUUAGUGAGGGGAAACUAAGGAAAAGCCAACUCUUCAUUACUCUUGCCUGAGCUACAGGUUGUCAGACAGUCCAAGGAUUUUAACUCCUCUGCCAUCCUCUGCAUUGUCCACAGUAUUGCCUGAGGCUGGCAGCUGUCUGAGAACUAAGCUCCACAGGGGAUCUGCCCACGGGCAUUCCCUUUUGCGGAGCUCCCAGUGCAGAAGCACCUGCCUGUGUGGUGGUCAGAGCAGGAGCCCGAGUGCCCCCUGAGCCUCUGCAGAGAGUGCCCCUUUGGAGCCACUGGGUCUGCAGCCCAGGCUUAGCCCUGGGAGCCUGGGCAGAGCCUGGAGCAGGACUGCAGCCACAGGAAGCUCUCACCCCCUUUUGGAGUCCCUCCCUAGAAAGAAUGUCAGGCUUAUUUCACACUGUGGAAUCCACCAGUCUUAGAGAUGACCCCAUUCUUGAGCAAAGGCUAGCAGAAAGCUGUACACCUGUGACUGAGGCAGAGUCUCAGGUAAAAUGCCUCGAGGAACAAGGUCCUCACCAUUUGACCAUCCCCAGAAGGGAGGAUGCUGCAGACCCCCAAUCACCCACUGGAUAGAGGCCCCAGGGGGCUGUCUUUUACCACCACUACUGCAUUACUGACUUUUUAUUCAAAUCUUCAAGGAAAGCAGCUUCUAGCAGGUUAGCGGGGUGACACCAAGGCCACCCCUAUCUUCCCGCUACCCGGGGGUGGGGGGGGGGCGACAUGGAGCUGGUAGGCAGGAAGGAGGAAGGAAUGAUGCCCUUCUUUGUCCCCUCCUUCUGCUUUUAUCAAGAUAAGAGGCUCGCUAACUCCGCGCCUCCCUUUCUCUUCUCCCCUCUCCCAAGUCCCCCCCACCUCUUUUCAUCUACUCUUUCUCUCUUCACCUGUGUGUGACCCUUCCUCCCUUCUUCCCUCCUCGCCAGGAUUCUCUUUCUUCUUCCAUUUCCUGUGCCCUCCUCACUGCACACAUGUGCACACGCACCACACACACACUGUGCACACACACCUCAUGACUGCACAUGCCACACAUACUACACACACUGCACAUACUACACACCAUGUACACAUAUGCUGUAUAUGCACAUAGACGUGCCACACAUGCCAUACACACACCACACUUAUACUCUACACACAAUAUAUACACACCACACACCACACAACUCUAUAUACAUACUUUAUACACAUAUUAUAUACACGUUGUGCACAUAUGCUAUAUAUGUGUGCUGUACACACCACAUACACACUGCUCACACUAUACAUACACUAUAAUUACAGCGCAGACAUACCACACAAAUGCACUACACACGUUAUACACAAACUACGCACACCACACACAUACUCCAUAUACUCCACAUGCCAUACAUACAGACUGUGCACCCAGCCUUAUACCUGGAUCCCCUUUACUUCAAAGUUAAAAGGAAGGCCACUGUGAGUGGGGCAGAAAGACAUCUUGGGAUCCCCUAAGGCUCUAACUGCAAAACUUCUGCUCUAGGAAGACACUAUUGCCCACACCAUAACGACAUUCCCCAAAGCAUGCCUGGAAGAAGUCAUUCUGACUAGAAAGAGGUGGUGGGACUAGACCAGUAUUAAACCCUGAGCUUCCACUCUGCCAAACAAGUCUGAGUCGUUUCUGUCCACCGGCCUCUGCCUGUGUCGGCUCCCCCUAGCACCAGUUCCUCUUGAAUGUACAUGACCCACUGUCAUAGCAUUAGACCUCUAACUGAGUGCAAUCAAUUUCCAUGGAGUCUGGUCCACUCAUUUUUAUUUCAUUAACCACACUUCUUGAUAUUCAAAUGUUCUAUUAAAAACUGAGUAUGAAAAGACCCACUUUACUACUGUAGAAGGAAGAAAGAAUUAGUGUGACCAACUUCAGGUGUAACAGUAUUGUUGAAAAGAGAAUUAUUGUAUGAUUAUAAAAAUGGAAUAAUCAACUAAAUAAUAAACAAAAAUGUUAGUAAGGGUUGGGUGUGUUGUUGUUACCUGUGUCUUUCAAUCAUCAGAGUGAUCUGCUUGGACCAAACAGAGAACUCUAAACAUUUUUAAAUGUUACACUUUAGAUGAUAAACACAUGGGCCUUAGAGCCCAUCAUCCUGACUAGAAAAUAAAGUUAAAUGCUUCACAGCAGAUUAUAAACUUAUUGUUGUGUAGUAGUGAUUCUCAC